Molecule: messenger RNA, 6452 nt
Organism: Pristis pectinata (smalltooth sawfish)
Lineage: Eukaryota; Metazoa; Chordata; Chondrichthyes; Rhinopristiformes; Pristidae
Product: putative nuclease HARBI1
Exons: 7
Coding region: 1553-2689 (378 amino acids)
Source: RefSeq, a predicted model, not a curated record
GAGGCGGACGCCGCUGCAUUGGUGGUAAGUGUCUCCAAGUGCUUUGAGGAUCUGGGCAUUGCUGGCACUACCUGCUUUUAUUGUCCAAGCUUAAUUGCCCUUGAACUGAGCAGCAUGCAAGUCCAUUUCAGAGACCGUUUGAGAGUCAACCACAUUGAUGUGCACUGAUGAAGUUGGCAUUUGGGGUCCAUCCCUAAUUUCCUUUUGAAUUUAGAGUCUUCCAAGACAAUUUCAGAGAGCAGUUAUGAGCGUUAGGGGUCCUGGAGUCAAACCUGGGAAAGAACAGGCUGCUUCUGGAAGGCUACAUCUGAUGUGAACAGACGAGCUCAUUGAAUAAAUCCACACGAUAUCUGAGUGAAGAACAUCCAGGAGUUCCUACUAGAGAUGCAGGAAAACAUGGUGAUAACAUUUCUCCAAAAGAAUAAAUACAGCCACCAAAACAAAUGAUCCAUUGUGGACAUCAAAGAAAGGUGUUUGAAACACCUCGUGAAAUUAAUAUAGCCAGGUCACCGUGUGCUUCUAAACUGCUGCAUCAGAACCAAAUAUCCAGCAAGAAUUCACUCAAAGGAAUACAAGAUGAAAAUAUAAGGGGGUUAGCAGUUAUCUAAAAUUAACAACAUGUCAAUGGCAGCCUGAAUGAGGCCAGCUACAUCUUCCACGCCAGUUCCUGAAACCUGACAGAGAAAGUAUAGACCAACAUGCUUAGGAAUGUUAGACUCAAGGUUCCCCUUCACCCCAUCAAUGAGCUUUAGCAUUGCUUAAAUAUCCUGAUCCCUGAAUCCUUGAUUGAGCCAGCAACAGAUCUAGGUAGAAUAAGCUAUUAACAAUGGAGUUAAUUACAUUUCUCAAUUUACUGACCUAUCUUGAUUAAGCCAAAAAAAACCAUCAUAAUGGAUUGCAGUACCAAUGGAGUGUGUUAUAUGUACAUAUUAUGGUUGGAAAAUAGUGUUAAUACGAGAUACGUAUUGUUUGUUCUCCAAUGAAGUGAUAUUUUGCUACAUAUUUAUUAAGACUCUUUCAGAUAGCAUACAUUGACAUAAGGGCAGCAAAAUUUACAGGAAGCAAACUCCAAAGUAGUAUAUUCACAAAUCUAUCAAAGCUUUGCAAAUUUGAGAUAUAUUUUGAAACUUCAUAAAAAUCACCAUAAAGAAGCAUGUUUGCAUCAGAACUGCACACAAUGUACAAAAUAGGAUUACCUUUGCAAAGUACAAUAAUUUUAUAAUCUGGAAAUUAUUGUUGACACCACUAAUAAUGUUGCAAAUAACUUUUGAGUCAACAGCAAGAAAUUCAAAAAUGGUGUGUGCUUAAUACCUGAUUGAGCAUGCUGUGAAAGAUUAUUGUUGGCAGGAAGUGUCUAAUUGGUAUUUUAGCACUGAAUCUUAUCAGAGCCCUUUUGAAAUUAUUAACAUCAACUCACGCCAUUUUGUAAUGUGGUUACUUUUGAUGUUAGGAUUGUUGAUUAAUGACUGGUAUCACAUCAACUGCUAUUAACAACUUUUGUCAGAACUAAUUAGGUAGAUUGAAAGGAAAUUCGUUGUGUGCAUUGAAAGCUAUGGGAAUUGGAUUUAGUGCAUCACUUGCACUUCACUUAGCUGAAGAGGAUCAGGAAGAACAGGAAAGGGCAGCCCGUGAUGUAAGAUGGCACAGAAGACGGACGGUCAGAUCCCGCCGAUACCCAGCCCACCGGGUUUAUCGUCCCAGGCAAAGCUACCUAGGAAUGACCGAAGAACAGUGCCUGGAGAGCCUCAGACUGAGCCGGGAGGCCGUAACGGAACUGUGCCACCUAUUGAAUAGAGAUCUGCAGACCCAGUCUACUAUCAGUACAGCACUUCCAGUAGCAGUGAAAGUCACCACAGCCCUAAACUUCUAUGCGUUGGGAUCAUUCCAAGCCAGCACGGGUAACAUAUGCAGUGUCAGUCAAUUUGCUGUACACAGAUCCAUCACAGAGGUGACUGAUGCUUUAUUUUGCCGGGCUGACAAUUUCAUUUCUUUCCCAACGGAUCAGCAGCAACAGCAACAAAGGGCUACACAUUUCUACAGGUCUGCUGGCUUCCCUAGAGUCCAAGGAGCCAUUGACUGCAUGCAUGUUGCCAUUCGAGCACCUGUGCAUGAUGCAAUGGCCUACAUGAACCAUAAGGGCUAUUACUCAAUUAAUGUGCAGUUAGUUUGUGACCACCAGUAUAGAAUUAUGCAGGUCAAUGCACAUUUCCCAGGAAGCUCACACAGUGCCUUUAUUUUAAGGCAUUCCUCAGUGCCAGCAUUAUUUGAAGGGGAAGGACGAUUGGAAGGUUGGCUGCUGGGUGACAAAGAGUACCCUUUGCAGCCAUGGCUCAUGACACCUUUGCGUUGCCCUCAGACUGAAGCAGAGCGAAGGUACAACAAGGCGCAUUCAAAAACAUGGAUUACUGUUGAACAUACAAUCAGGAUUCUCAAGCAGCGCUUCAGAUGCCUGGACCGUUCAAGGGGUGCCUUACAAUAUAGUCCUCACAAGGUCUCAAAAAUGAUCAUUGCCUGCUGUAUACUCCAUAACUUUGCUCUACAAAGGGGCCUCAACUUUGAGGAAGAACGGGAUGAAGACUGCAUGGCAGAGCAGGAGGCUGAGAGUGAUGAUGAAGAACCACUUGAAGAACCAACAGUGCAACAAGGAAGACAGGUUCAGCAAGCACUAAUACUAGAUGCCUUUGAAUAAGUAUAGCAAUUAGCCUAAAAUCAAUCAUUCCAUUUAGAUUUUUCUCUGGUGCAUACUAUUAUCUUCUCUACUCUUAUGCCUUUUCCAAAAUAUCUAUUUCUUAUUUUGUGCUGCCGCUGAAUCUGGAGUACUGAAAAAUUAAUGCUCUGCACAAAAUGCAAGUCAAGUGAAGUGUUAUAAUCUCAACAGUUCUGUUACCCAGAAUGAUUUACCAGUGUUUUACUCCUGUGUUGCCCAUAUGGAUGCAGCGAAGAACACCAGCCUGCCAGUGCUCUUGGGUUAUUCUUUAUUGAAGGGAGUAGGUAUACUGUCUAGCAUUCAUUCAGAGCCUACUCAAAUUUCACUGGCUCAACACCUUCAUAAAUUGCACAUCCGGAGAGUUAUGAAUCUGCAUCAGCUAGUUCCAGUAUCAUAAAUAGCCCCCGGACGGAGUAAACAGGAGAGCCACACUUAAGAUAGACAAUCUUGUAUUAUAUUCUUUGUUGUUUGAGGGAAGUUGGUGUGCACAAAAUACUCACCACAUAUUCUACAUUAUAAUUGUAAAUAUACUUCAAAAGUAUUACAUUAGUUGUAAAGCAUUUUCAGAUGUCCUGAGGUUAUGAAAGGUGCUAUAGCAACACGUCUUUCCCCUUUCUUCAAAUUGACGUCAUUUUAAUAGGUUACCUCCUAAAGAGAUUUUUUGGGGUUUCUUCAUGCUAGAAUAGUUUUCAGGUGUUAAUUUUAUUACUUGCUUAUUCACUUCAGAACUCAUCCCAUACAGUCUUUCUUUCUUUUUGUCCCUUCUCACCUAAGUAAGUAAAUCAUUCAUUCUCAUGUUCUGUUGUGGAAGCACUGCACUAGGUCAUGUGGCAUUUCACGCAGUAUCAAGGGUGAAAACUUUUAAACGAUUGACUUUCAUAUGUAACCAUGUAUACUUGUCAUGCGUAUUAAUAUCUGAUUUACCUUUGUGAGUUUCUUAAGAAUUCCUAACUUCAUGCAGGCAUCCUUCCAAAUGUUUGUGACACAACGUUACAAUUUGUUUUCUUGUCCAAAGAAUCACACAGUGCUCUCAGUCAGAAGCCCAUAUUUCCUCAACCAAAGGUUCAAGCUAAUGGCUAUCAGGGCGAGGUUUUAUUACCUUUUGCUCUGCACUUCACAAAACAUCUUCUCUAUGCUCAUACAUUUUAGUUCAAGGCUUCAGGUGACUGCUUAGUACUCUAAAGAGGUGUUCAGCAGAAUUAUUUCUGGCACUUCAUUGUAUAAUGUUGCAGGGUAGGCCAUCUUCCAUUAAACGAAACAUUUAAACUCAACCAAUCCUUUUGGAUCGCAAAAGUGCCAGUUUACAUCAAGAAUUUGUAUAUAUAAGAGGAUUUUUUAAAAAAUCAUUGUUCGCUCAGUGUAAGAAUGGAGACUUGAGGCUUUGGCUCGAGAGGCUUUGGCAAGGGGCUGCAGAUGAGGAGCAGGUAAGGGUUUUAAAUUUCUUAUUCAUCCUUAGCACUUGACUCAGUGUAGGCAGGAUGGUAGGUAGAGCAGUGGAAUGAUCCUCCCGCCAGACGUAGGAAGUCAGGGAACCUCACGGUUUCUCUGAUGACUACAUCUGUGGGAAGUGCACCCAGUUGCAGCUCCUGACAGACUGGGUGAAGGAAAUGGAGCUGGAGAUGUACUCAGGAUCAUCUGGAAUGCUGCAUCAUAGGUGAGACUUUUACUGAGGUGAUUACACCCAAGGUGCAGGCUUCAGAUAGAUGGGUGACCACCAGGAAAAGCAAGGGAAGUAGGCAGUCAGUGCAAGGCUCCCCUGUGGCCAGAAGAAAAUCAUGUUUACCGAGGAGAAAAUCAUGGUUGCUCAAUAGAUAAGGGAAACAAGUGGAGAUGUUUUGGAGAACAUUCAUAUUACCAGGGAGGAGAUAUUUGCAGCCUUACAGCGCAUUAAGGUGGAUAAAUCCCCAGGGCCUGACUGAGUACAUCCUCGGACUUUGGGGAAGCUAGAGGAGAAAUUGUGGAGGCCCUUACGAAGACAUUUGCUUCAUCAUUAGCCACUGGUGAAGUUCUGAAGGUGGACCUUGUUCCAUUGUUUAAGAAAGGUAGCAAGGACAAGCCAGGGAACUACAAGCUGGUCAGCCUGACAUUAGUGGUGGGAAGAUACUGGAGGGAACUCUGAGGGACAGGGUCUGCUGGUAUUUGGAUAGACAGAGUCUGAUUAGGAGGAUUCAGCAUGGCUUUGUGUGUGGGAAGUUGUGUUUGAGGAAUCUUUCAGGGUUCUUUGAAGAGGUAAUCAAAAGGGUAGAUGAGGGUAGGGCAGUGGAUGUUGUCUAUUUGGACCUUAUCAAGGCCUUUGACAAGGUUCUGCAUAGUAGGCUGGUCUGGAAGGUUAGGUCCCAUGGAAUCCAGAGAGAGCUAGUUAGGUGGAUUCAAAAUUGGCUCGGAGGUAGGAAGCGGAGGGUGGUGGUUGAAGGUUGUUUCUCGGAAUGGAGGCCAGUGACUAGUGGUCAGUAUUGGGACCCUUGUUAUUUGUUAUUUAUAUAAAUGAUUUGUAUGUGAAAACACAAGGCUUGAUCAGUAAGUUUGCAGAUGACACAGAAUUAGGAGGUGUUGUUGAUCGUGAAGAAGGUUAUUGUAGAUUACAAGGGGAUCUUGAUCAGUUAGGGAAGUGGGCUGAGGAGUGGCAAAUGGAUUUCAAUACACUUAAGUGUGAGGUAAUGUAUUUUGGAAAGUCAAACCAGAGUAGGAUUUAUACCAUGAAUGGUAGGGCACUGGGGAGUGUAAUGGAACAGUGGGACCUAGGAGUACAAGUGCAUAGUACAUUGAAAGCGGCUUCACAAGUAGACAGAAUGGUGAAAAAGGCAUUUAUCGUGCUGGCCUUCAUCAGUCAGGGCAUUGAUUAUGGGAGUUGGGACAUUAUGUGGCUGUUGUAUAAAUCAUUCGUGAGGCUGCACUUGGAAUACUGUGUACAGUUUUGAUCACCCUGUUAUAGGAAAGAUGUGGUUAAACUGGGAAGAUUGCAGAAAAGAUUUACAAGGAUGUUGCCAGGACUAGAGGGCCUGAGUUAUAGAGAGAAGUUGGCCAGGCUAGGUCUUUAUUCUUUGAAACAUAGGAGAAUGAGGAGCGACCUUAUAGAAGUGUUUAAAAUUAUGAGAGGCAUAGAUAAGGUGGACGGUAGCAGUCUUUUUCCUAGGGUAGGGGAGUCCAAAACUAGGGAGCAUAGAUUUAGGGUGAGAGGGGGAAGAUUUAAAAUGGACCUGAGAGGCAACUUUUUCACGCAGAGGGUAGCCAGCAUAUGGAACGAGCUGCCAGAGGAAGUGGUUGAGGCAGGUACAACUGUAUAAUUUAAGAAGCACUUAGACAGGUACAUGGAGGGGAGGGGUCUGGAGGGAUAUGGGGCGAACGCAGGAAAUUGGGACCAGCUAGGUGGAUAAUAUGGUCGGCAUGAACUUGCUGGGCCGAAGGGCCUGUAUCUGUGCUGUAUUGCUCUGUGACUUAUACAGUAUAAUCCAUGAACCUAUCUGAUUUUGAUAAUGACUGCAUUGCAACCUUAUUUUUUCUUUGUUUAUCUUAUCAAUGACUUCCAUAAUUUCUUAGCAGAUCCUUGGUGUUAAAUGUCAACAUUAUGUAUUACAUUCUCCCAUUACUAACACUACUGUUAUUUACAUACCUCUGGUAAAAACUUAAAAAAUGUGAUUAUUCUGUAUGUAGGGUCUACAUUACCAGAAUUUUAUUUACAGUACAUUAUUGCUGUGCUGCUCAUUUCUCUUAUAUUUUACUGAAACAUUUUCUUGCAUAUAAUAAU